Messenger RNA from Pseudovirgaria hyperparasitica, 798 nucleotides. RefSeq names its product methyltransferase domain-containing protein. The record is from RefSeq and is a predicted model, not a curated record. The transcript has a single exon. Lineage: Eukaryota; Fungi; Ascomycota; Dothideomycetes; Acrospermales; Acrospermaceae. Bases 99 to 752 code for a protein of 217 amino acids.
GCCUCGUCCUCGCGUCCAGGGAUACCUGCCACAGCACCAAAACAAGCCAUAGCACCAAUCACCAUCAAGCCCAAACGCAACACCCACCAACCGCAGCCAUGGCCGUGACCACCAAAACAGGCAUGGCCUUCCUAGACCAAGUAUACGCCAUGAACAACGUCGACGACUGCCGCUCCAUCUACGACAAAUGGGCGUCCGACUACGACGCCGAUGUUAACUCUGAAACCCAGAACUACGUCGCCCCGCUGCUCUGCGCCCAGGCCGUCCUCGCCGCCUCCUCCGCCGACACCCUCGCCUCCGCCACCAUCCUCGACGCCGGCACCGGCACCGGCCUCACGGGCGUCGCCCUCGCCGGCCUCGGCGCCCGCCUCAUCGACGGCAUCGACCUGAGCCAAGGCAUGCUCAACAUCGCGCGCAAGACGGGCAAGUUCCGCAACCUCGACGUUGCAGAUCUCAGCGGGCCGCUGGCCAUCAAGAGCGAGACGUAUGACGUUGUGACGUGCACGGGCACGUUCACGCACGGCCAUGUCGGGCCGGAUCCGGCGAUGGCGGAGUUUGUGCGUGUGUUGAAGAGCGGCGGCGGGUUGUUUGUUGCGAGUGUGCUGGAUGAUAUCUGGGUUAGUGGUGGGUAUGAGAGGGUUGUGCGGGGGCUGGAGAGGGAGGGUAGGGUUGAGGUUGUUAGUACGGAGAAGAUUGACUAUCGCAAGGCGCAGGGUGUCAAGGCGGUCUUGCUUGUUGUGCGGAAGAAGUAGUGGCUGCUUCGUGGUUGUGUUCGUAUACCAUGGGGUGUCACGAAGA